UACUAACAACCCUAACCUCCAAAAUAUUCAAAACCCACCUUCACCUCCCUCCAAGCCCCUUUGCUCUACCCAUCAUAGGCCACUACCACCUCCUCGGCCCUCUCAUCCACCGCACCUUCCACAACCUCUCUCUCCGCUACGGCCCCUUAUUCUCCCUCCGCCUCGGCUCGCUCCAAUGCGUCGUCGUUUCCUCACCGGACCUAGUGAAAGAGUUCCUCAGCACCCAUGAGCUCUCCUUCAUAUCCCAUGCUCAGUCCCUCGCCGUUGAAAGCAUAACCUACAAUGCUUCCCUUGCAUUUGCACCCUAUGGACCUUACUGGAAGUUCAUCAAGAAACUGACAAUGAACGAGCUUCUAGGAAACCGUAGCAUCAACAACUUAGUUUCCAUUCGAACUCAAGAGUAUCUUAGGCUUCUGAGGUUCUUGGCCAAGAAAGCUGAGAGUGGUGAAGCUGUGAAUCUCACUGACGAGUUUCCGAAGCUUUGGAACAAUGUGAUCUUGCAGAUGAUUGUUGGGAAUCGGGGUUUGAGCGCCGAAUGUAGGGCGGUGCUGGCGGAGGAGGUGGUGGUGGUGGUGCGGCAGGCCACGAGGCUUUUGGGAGAGGUGAGUUUGUGUGAUUUUUUUUGGGUUUGUAAGAAGUUAGAUUUGGGAGGGUUUGUGAAGAGAAUUGAGGAGACGCACAGGAGGUUUGAUGUGUUGGUGGAGAAGGUAAUUAGAGAACGAGAAGAGCUGAGAAAGAAGGAACAGAUGGAAGAGGAGGAGGAAGUCAAGGAUUUUCUUGAUACAUUGCUUGAUGUGUUGGAGGAUGGGAGUGCCGAGGUUGAAUUUAGGGCUUGUCCAAUAUAG
Prunus avium (sweet cherry) is the source of this 845-nucleotide messenger RNA. The record is from RefSeq and is a predicted model, not a curated record. Lineage: Eukaryota; Viridiplantae; Streptophyta; Magnoliopsida; Rosales; Rosaceae.